ACCGAACGGUGAUGUCGCGUUCGCUUGCUGCUCUGACUUUUUCGCGUGCGUGUGUGCUUGUGCAUUUCUGAGAGUGUGUGUGUGUGAAGCGAUUGUGUCAAAAGUAAAUUGAAUUAAAGCCCCCAAAAAUAAAUGCAAAACUGGCAGCGAUUUAAUAGUGCCCGUCGCCGAAUUAAUGCCAUUAUAAUAAAUUCAAAGAUAGCUGGUGAAUUGCAAGAGUAACGCCUCGCAGCUUAGAAAAUUCCAAUAGGAAUAAGAGGAGAGUGAGAGAGAGGGGCUCGAAGAGCGAGAGAGAGCCAGCAGCAGAUAGCAAAACAGAACACAAAAGCCGUUAUAUUAGUAGCAGCAAAUCUGCUAGUGUUUGUUUUUGUUCGCAGUUUGCGCGCGUGAUAUUGUUGUUGUUCUUUAAUAGCAGCAUUAUUUUUUUGCGAAUGGUGCAAGAGAGUUUUAAAAAAUCGCCAUCCUGCUUGAAAUAACACCCCUCCGCAGAAAUCCCAAAUCAGAAAGAUGCUGCAGGAAAUGUGAUGUCACCACAUUGGCCCCGCGGCAACAACAAACUUCACUAUCGCCAGCAGAAAAGCAAAUAUCGCCCUGCAUCGACAACAACCACAGCAGCAACAACAACGACAACAACAUAGGCUAUAUAGCAACGAUCUGAAAAUGUUGCACUUGCAUUUGUUUCUGCUACCGCUGCUGCUGCUCAACACAUGCUUGCAACAACACAUUCUGCAGCCGGCGGAAGCGACGGCGUUCCAUCAGUCGGAAGGAGAAAAGCCAAAAGCACACCCCGUCCUCGACGAGUUCUCAACUCACACUGUGAUACGACCGCAGGUGCAACAUGGACGCACCAAGCGCAGCCUGCUAACCACUCUGGAUGCCACCGACGGCCUUCACACGCCGCAGAUUAGCCUGAGUUACACCCACGAGGGCAAGCGGGUUACCAUCGACCUGCAGCGCAACGAUCGCCUCCUGCCGGACUCCCACUUCCUGCGGUCCCAAAAUGCCAGCCGGGGAGCCACUCCUGGCCACGUGGUGACCACCUUCACCAAGACUGAGGUUGACUUAUGCCAUUAUCAGGGACACAUUCGUGGUCAACCAGAUUCCGUGGUAGCGCUCUCCACCUGUGAUGGUGCUCUGGACGGCAUCGUUUUCGAUGGCAGGCAGACGUACUUCAUCCAUCCCCAUGUCGACGGCAGGGGGCGACUGCAGGAUGACCACUAUCUGCUGAGGCAGACAGACAUGCAUCCAACGAACGCCACCUGUGGCUAUGAUAGCCACAGGGACAACCACAGUCACGACUACGAAAAGGCUGACGAGGACAACGGACUUGGAGGGGGGAUUCCUUCACUGCCACUCCGCCUAGAUGGCGGAGAACUCACGAGGACCCUGCUCCGGAAGCGGCGUCAGGCGGACGACAGCAGUCAAUUGAUCCGGGGGCCUUACAAUGCCAACAAGUACUCCAGCUACGUGGAGCUGGUCAUCGUUGUGGACAACAAGGUGUACAAGAAUUUCCAAGAGAACACCAAGAAGGUGCACCAGUACUGCAAGGGCAUUGCCAAUAUUAUCAAUGCGCUCUAUGUCCCCUUGAACAUAUUUGUGGCGCUGGUGGGCGUGGUGAUCUGGAACGAGAGCAAUGAAAUCGAGUUCUCGAGUGAUGGCGACGUGACACUGCGAAAUUUUCUGAACUACCGGAGCACCAAACUGGUGGUGGAGCACCCCAACGAUAAUGCCCAGCUGCUGACCAAGGAGAACUUCGCCGGCGGUGUGGUGGGCAAGGCCCUGAAGGGUCCCAUCUGCACGUACGAGUACUCCGGCGGAGUGAGCAUGCAGCACAGUCCUAAUCCGGCAAUGGUGGCCACCACAAUGGCCCACGAGAUGGGGCAUAACUUUGGCAUGGAGCACGAUACACCGGAGUGUCAUUGUCGGGAUGAGAAGUGUGUGAUGGCCGCCUCGAGUACCUCGUUUAUUCCAGUUAACUGGAGCAGCUGCAGCAUUGACCAGCUCACGAUAGCCUUCUCGCGCGGCAUGAACUACUGCCUGAGGAACAAGCCGGAAAGGCUGUUCGAAUCACCGACCUGUGGCAAUGGCUUCGUGGAGCCUGGGGAACAGUGCGAUUGCGGAUUACCGGAGCACUGUGAGAAUGCCUGUUGCAAUGCCAAGACCUGCAUGUUGCACUCCAAAAAUGCCACCUGUGCCACCGGAGAGUGCUGUGAUCUGACCACAUGUCGACCCAAAAUAGCGGGCAGUGCCUGUCGCGAAGCUGAAAACGAGUGUGAUUUACCGGAGUACUGCACCGGGGAGUCUGAGUACUGUCCGGCGGAUGUCUUCCGGCGGGAUACGGAGCCCUGCGACGGCGGUCAGGCCUACUGCUUCCACGGCACCUGCCGGUCUCACUCCAAUCAGUGUCGAACGCUGUGGGGACCCACGGGUGAUAACUCGGAGCAUUGCUACAACAAGAACACCGAGGGCACUAGGUUGGGCAAUUGCGGCUACAAUAGACUGAACAAGACCUUUUUGCGCUGCGAGGAGCAGCAUGUCAAUUGCGGAAUGCUCCACUGCAUCCACUUAAACGAACGCCUCGAAUUCGGCAUGGAAUCGGCAGCUGUGCUGUCCCAUUCCUAUAUUAGUCACGAUCGCAAGAUAGUUGCCUGUCGCACUGCCUUGGUGGACCUGGGUUUGCAGACCACCGAUCCCGGCCUGACGCCCAAUGGCGCGAAAUGCGGCACCGAUAAGAUGUGUGUUGAUCAGCGAUGCCUGCCGGUAGCCACGGUUCGGCAGACGGGCAUGGGAAUGCCGUGUCCGGAGAACUGCAAUGGCAAUGGCAUUUGCAAUAGUCGAGGCCACUGCCACUGUGAUGUAGGAUUCGGCGGGGAAGCGUGCUCGAAGGCGGGAUCUGGAGGUUCCCCGGACAGUGGACCAGCCACAGAUCCAAAUGGUUCUGUGGGCUUCAAGCGAUUCCUUUACGUGCUGUUCUUCUUUGUGCUGCCCGUGGUGGCUAUCUUCUGGUUCCUCUAUCACUGCUACAAGAACGGAAUGCUGACGCGCGGAAAGCUGGCGGACAAUAUCUUGAAAUCGUCUGGUGGAAGCAAACCCAUCACAACGCGAACCAAUCAAAAUGGCACAGGGCCACCGCCAAGUAAUGGACUAUUGAAAUCCACGCCCAGCAGUACGGAUGAUAUGGAUUCGGCACUAUUAAAAUCGCCAAGCGACUCCACACCGUCAGCUGGAUUGUUUGGCAAAUUCGAUGGCUUCACUCUGCGACCGCUGAACGAUGCAACUUCACCAGCGAGCAACUACAGCGGACCGAAUGUGGCCUUUGUGCAGCCCACUGUGCAGCAGGAGGCACCACAACGGAUGGCACCACCACCGCCAGCAGUAAAGCCAGGAACGGCUCCCAUUCAUCCUCCAUCCCCAAAACCGGAAGCCACGUGGGUGCGGCCAGCGCCUGCCUUGCCACCACCCAAUCCUGGCUCAACGGCACGUCCCAUAAUCUCACCACCCAAACUGGAUUCCAGUACACUAACCAUGGUGCCACUCAAGGACAGCACAGAGGAUCUCUCGCCCAGUCGAUCUGCUCCUCCAGUUCCUCUACACUCGGAUCCCAAGCUUAAUGUCAAACGAGAUGGUACCAUACGUCGAUUUGCUUCGUUUCUGAAAAAGGAGGAGAAACCGCCACUGAAAGAGAAGACCUACAUCGACCGGGAGCGGCUACGAACGCUAGAAAUUUCCGCCCCUAUGCCUGUGCCCGCUGCCCCUCAAGCUGAAUCGUCCAAUUCCGAUUCGGAGACCACUCCCCGCGAGGAGGAAACCCAAAAUCUGGUAAAACGCGCGCAGUCCAUGCGUUCGCCCACCAAAAAGACUCCACUACAGAGCUUUGGAUCCAUGCGUUCUCCACCGGGACUGCCACGCCCCAAGAGUGGCCAGGUGAACAGCAAUGGCGCCUCGAGGCCCAAGUCGCCACCUCCAAGGCCUCCGCCAGUGGUGGUCAAGAAAACCAACUCCAUCAGCUCAUCGGGCUAUCAGCGGCCGGUAUCCACUGCCCAGAGAUCGGUGGAGAACACCUAUGACGACUGCGAAUUUGUGGAGAAUGAAGUUAGAGCCUCGAACGACGACAUUUACUCCGUAAUUGAUGAGAUUCCGCCAGCGGCACAGACCCUCAAGCGCAGCGAUUUGGUUGCCAACAGGGCGAGUAAUGGCAGCGAUAUGGGAUUGCUGAAUGAAAUAGUGAAUGAACUGGAAAAGAUCAACGGGGAUUCCAUCUACUCAGGAAAGCCCGUUGCUGCUGCAGCAGCCGCAGCUCAACCACCCGCAGAUCCCCCCAAAAGCCCCCAGCGUCCUGCUCCACCCAAGCCAGCGAGCAGUGUGCUGGAGGAAAAGGCAGCUAAUGCACCUGCAAGCACAUAUCAUCGCCCGCCGCCAGCCAACGCGCCCGUGGCUCGGGUUAAGCCCACUGUGGCGGACAAAUCGCAGGCGCAGCCCAGCAUGUCCAGCUUUAAGCCGGCGGCGGGCAACGGCGGUCAGUCGCAGCCAGCGCCAGUGGUACAGCUGGCCAAACGGAGCAGCAGCGGCAGCAUGAGCGGAGUAGCCAAUUCCGCCCGUCCCAAAUCCUUUAUGAAGAGCACAACGAAAACACUGCCGAAUGGAACGGCUGGAGCGUCGGCCACGGCGCCAUCGGCCACCAUUCAAAAGCCCAAACCGCUCUCGGCAAAGCCAUCCUUCAGCGGCGGAGGAGCGGGAGGAGUACUGGGAAAGCGGGCCAAUGGCGGAGCAGCGCCCACGCCACCCACUGUAAAGUCCAACAUUGCAUCGCUGACACAGCGAUUCGAGCAGAGCAAGUAGACUAAGAAACACUAAGAGAUACACAUGAAGGGCUUGACCAUAGAGCAUAGCAUGAAAAUUGUAUUGGAAAAUGAAGGAUGGGUGGGUGUAGGUUGAUUCAUAAGAACUGAAAAUCUCAUCCUUACCAAAUUUUAAAAAUGUAAUUAUAGUUCAUUGAUAGUUUAGACAUGUUAUAGCAAAGCAAAGUUUCUUAAAUAUUAUCGUACCACAUAGUGAUCACCAUUUUAUUCAAGGCAUCAGGAAAGUGUAUUUCUUAAAUUUUUCAAAAUCAUGCCUUUGUGUGAAAGUAAGAAAAUAUAAUAGCCUGUAUUCUCCGCCGCUUUGUGAUUCUUGACUAUGCUCUUGGUCUGUCUAAAUACCCACCCUGCGUGGAAUUGACUUAGGUUUUAGUUAAGUUACGAUUUAAUUUCAUUUGGCACUGACUAUGACUACGACUGCGUCGUCUUUGAUAUUCAUUCCUUUACCAAUGCCCCACUAGUUAGACGUAAGGCGUUGCUUAACUCAUGUGCUAAGUAUGUAUGUAUCUCAAUGGUUAAUGUUUAAGCGCUGCAUGUGAAGUUUUAUUUUAGCCCCUAACGAUAGCUGCGUAAAUGUAUCUGUAUCUAUACUAUACUCUACGGUAAUCCCCUGUAUUUAUGUACAUGUAUGUUUAUAUGCAAUAUGCUUUUGUAAAUAAAAACCAAAGAAGUUAAAUUGUCACAACAACUGCGCCGCCUCGAAUUAAUCAAAGUAAAAAGUGUUGUAUAGCUGGGAAUAUUGAAAAAGUAAUUAAAAGCGUCAUUCAGUAGCGAAAUCAGUUAAAAUUGUCUCAAUGUUGCAAGGAAUUACGUUACGCCCCAUAUGUAAGAACAAUAUCA
Molecule: messenger RNA, 5696 nt
Organism: Drosophila teissieri
Lineage: Eukaryota; Metazoa; Arthropoda; Insecta; Diptera; Drosophilidae
Gene: Meltrin
Product: disintegrin and metalloproteinase domain-containing protein 12
Exons: 8
Coding region: 661-4839 (1392 amino acids)
Biological process (GO): membrane protein ectodomain proteolysis
Molecular function (GO): metalloendopeptidase activity
Source: RefSeq, a predicted model, not a curated record